UUUCCUCUCUUCAGUUGUGAUGUGAACAGCGAUCUGUGCGCGAGCGUCUUUUAGAGAUCAUUUCAUGGAUUUACAAAGGAUUUACCUCCAUGAUUCUUCAGUAUGACCAGCAAUUCGAUGCCCUCAGUUCUCCACUGGCAGGAGGGCUCUCGGUUCUGCGGCUGAAGCGGCUCAGUAACGGCAGAAGCUGCUGCUGGAAUGUUCCGUCAGGGCAACAACAGUGGGAAUAAACGCAUGACAAGCGGUGCUCGUCUCUCCCAGCCCAUCAUCCCCGUGUCUUUGCCUACUGCGUCCGUCAAAACCCUAGAAAUGGGCCGCAGCUCUAAGACAAACCCCCUCAACGCUAUGGGCCUGGACCACAACAUCACCACAUCGGGAGGGGAUCCCGAAUACAUCAUGCAACUGGUCAAUGAUGUGCGCAAGUUUUCUGAUGUGCUGCUAAGCCUAAAAGAGGCUUUUCACGCCAAAGAAAGUCAAGAGUGCUCGCAGCACGUGGUGAAUGAGCGUCUUGGGGAGCUGGUCCACGUGUUGAAGGCCGUCAUUGGCAAACACCAGGCACUGAACUCAUCCGAAAUCCUUGGUGCCGCAGGGACUGUUAUAGCUAAAGUCAAAGGCGUGAACUUCAACGAAGUUAAUAACGAAAAUAAAAGCACAAUAUUUGGCGGGAUACACACGUCGAUUGACACUUUGGCAUUCACCUUUGGCAAUGUAGUGUCUGACUUCCUUAUGGGAGAUGUGGAUGGUGGCUCCAGGUUGGGGUAUCCCCAAGCCAGAAGAAGUCGUUCUUUUGAAAACCUCUCUGAAGAUUCACGAGGCUGCAGUCAAAACGAUCUGGCAGAUCAUGCUCUGUCUCCAGAACUGUCCACAGUGGAGCAGGUGGACCUUCUUCUCCUGAAGAACGACAGUGGUGUAGAGUCAGCUCUGCUCUAUGCCAAGGCCUGGUCCAAAUACACCAAAGACGUGCUGGCCUGGGUGGAGAAACGCCUAAGCCUGGACAUGGAAUGUGCCAAAAGCUUUGCCAAGAUGGCAGAAUCUGCGAAGGCUGUAGCAAGUCAACAGGAUUUCAUGCCUUUCCGGGAUAUCUAUGUGUCUGCCUUUAAAAAUGAAAUCGAGUACAAUCAUGUGCUGCUCCAAACGGCUGCAGCUCUCCAGACCAACAAAUUCACCCAGCCACUGCUGGCCCGCAAGAAUGACCUGGACAAGCAGAGGAAAGAGAUUAAAGAACAAUGGCAAAGAGAGCUGAAGAAAAUGAGCGAGUCAGAAAGUGCUUUAAAGAAGGCUCGGCUGUUGAAGAUGCAGAAGAGGGAGGAAUACGAGAAGGCCCGGAGCUCGACCAGCCGUACCGAGGAGGAGCAGUCGGCAGCAGGAGGCAGGACACUGGAGAAGAAACGCAGGGUGGAGGAAGAGGCCCUACAGAAGGCAGAGGAAGCGCAGGAGCAGUAUAAAGCUUGUGUGGUUGAACUGGAGGCCAAGAAGGUCAGCCUGUCAAACGCUAAGAGUGAAAUCCUCGCACAGAUUCGGAAGCUGGUCUUCCAAUGUGACCUGACCCUCAAAGCGGUGACAGUGAACUGGUUCCAGAUGCAGCAGGCUCAGACUUUGCCCCUGUCCGUCAACUACCAAGCUUUAAGCGAACAAGCCAAGAAGUACGAACCAGGUCAGCGCUACUCAGAAUUUGUGCGCAGUCUCCCUAAAGAGCGCGUGUGGCUGGAGUCUCUGUCUCAGGACAUCACCGCUUCCUCAAAAACGGGAAUGUCCCUUCAUAAAAGAUCUCAGAACAGCACUCGCUCGUCCCAUGGGAACCUGUCGCAGGGCUCUGCUACGUCUGUGGAUAAUCACAGUGCAGAUGAGGUGGAGGUUAACAUGCAGCCCUGCAAGGCCAAGAUUGCAGAGAGACGCUCCAAUAGCAGUAUAGACAUGCAAGUGCCGAGGACGCAGGGCUCUCAGCGGGCCUGGAGCUCAGGCAGUGCCAGUGGAGGAGGGAUGUGCAGUGACUCCGAGAGCGCUGGAGGAAGCAGCGAGUCUCGCUCCAUGGACUCCCCCACUGCCAGUCCAGGAGAUUUCAAACGCAGGCUUCCCAGAACUCCCUCCACUGGUACCAUGUCUUCUGCAGAUGACCUGGAUGAAAGGGAGCCACCUUCCCCAUCCGAUACCGGCCUCUCUGAGAUGGUGAUGGAAACAGCCAGUUCUCCAGGCCCUUUCCGCAAUGCUCAGAUGUCAAAAGCGGCUCAUACACACAAGCUACGAAAACUGCGAGCACCUUCCAAAUGCAGAGAGUGUGACAGUCUGGUGGUUUUUCAUGGGGCAGAGUGUGAGGAGUGCUCCCUGGCCUGUCAUAAAAAAUGCCUCGAGACUCUUGCCAUUCAGUGUGGUCAUAAGAAGCUCCAGGGUAGGCUGCACCUCUUCGGGAUUGACUUUGCCCAAGUAGUAAAGAACAGUCCUGACGGCAUUCCCUUCAUCAUCAAAAAAUGCACCUCAGAAAUCGAGAGUCGUGCCCUGAACAUUAAGGGCAUUUAUCGGGUGAAUGGGGCGAAGUCUCGUGUGGAAAAGCUGUGCCAGGCCUUUGAGAAUGGAAAGGACUUAGUGGAGCUUUCUGACCUCCACCCGCAUGACAUAAGCAACGUGCUCAAGCUUUACCUGAGACAGUUGCCAGAGCCGUUGAUUCUGUAUCGAUAUUAUAACGAUGUCAUUGGGCUGGCGAAAGAGACUCAGAACAUGGACAAGACAGACUCAGCUAAAGAGAAAUCAGCAGGAGAGCAGCUGGGCCUCAGCACUGAGCUUAAAAGAGUGCUCUUCAAAGUCAGAGACCUCCUUCGACAGCUUCCUGCGCCCCACUACAAAACCCUGCAGUUCCUCAUCACACAUCUGCACAGAGUUUCAGAUCAAGCUGAAGAGAACAAGAUGACCGCUAGUAAUCUGGGCAUCAUCUUCGGCCCCACGCUCAUCAAGCCCAGACAUUUGGAGGCAGAAGUGUCCCUGUCCUCUCUGGUUGACUAUCCUCACCAGGCCCGCAUGGUGGAGCUGCUCAUCAAGCACCAUCAGAUGAUCUUUGACGUGCCCCUCAGCCCCCUGUCUCCAACCAGUCCAACUGGAUCACAGGCUUCCUUUGGGUCCAGCUUCCAGGACAAAGAGUCUAAACUCAGCCGUCACUCCCGAUCGCUGAUGGACAUCAAAGAGAGUGCAAAACUCUACAAGAGACACUCGUCUGUGAUCAUCCCAGCUCAGCUCAUGGAGGAAGGGAAGGAAAUGAAGUCUCAGGACCACAGAGUACAAACAUCUGCAGGUGAGGGCUCAGAUGUCAACGGGGUUGGUUCGACUUCUGUCGAGUCCACAUCUGUGUUCAGCCGGCCUGGUGCCAGCAGCCGAAUGGUGCAGCUGAGACCCCAGCGUGCCAAGCCGGUGUCUCGACCAAUCAGCAUGCCCAUAGACCGCCUACUCAACGAACGCAACAGCCGCAACACAGUGGAGCAUGAUCACUCGCCCGCCGCCAUUCAGGAGACCACCGAACCAGAGAAACCGACAACACCACGACACACCAACUUUUACAGGAACCCCUUCAUUGACACUCAGACGCUGAGAAGGACCUGGGACAGACAGUACAGACAUUAUGACGUCACGCCCAGGACUGCAAUGAUAGUCGCCAACCUGCCACCUUCCGGUGUGCAGAAACAGCCUGAAAUUAGUAUGGGAUCCCAAAGCAGCACCUCUAGAAAAGAUGGUACAAGCCAAUCUGGUGUAGCUCCAAUAUCGUUCAGAGCAGCACGGACACUAAAACCCUCUUCUCCUGGAACGUUCUAUAGACCUCCAUCUGGAGGCCAGUUGAAGCCAUUUGACUUGCUGGCAAAAUCAGUUUCAACAGCGCCAACCACUACCACAGGAGCUAUUUACACAACAGCUAUUACUGUAUUAACAACAGCCAGCACGUCAUCAGUCAUGACGAUCUCUACAGCGGUGACGACCCCACCCACCUCGCCAACAACAUCAGUGACUGUCUCUCUGACAUCCAAGCCUACUUUUACAACAGUGAGCAGCAGUGUAUCAGGAGGAGCAGAGGAAGGACUGUCGGAGAGCGACUCGCUCAACCCGAUCACACUCUCUCCACCUCAGUCUCCAGGCUCCAGCGCUGAGGAGCUCAGCCCGACAGAUGCCAAACCCCUCUAUCAGAGACGCAGUCGCCGCAUGCAGGAGCUGGAGCAUCGAGAGGCUCAUUUUGUGUAAUAAACUCUUCUGCAUGGUACAGCAUAGGGGCUUUCACACCAGUGGAACUAUUUCACGGUUCCUAGAACUAUUGGCAGAACUACCCACUUUUUGGCUUGUUUGCACUGCAGGAACUAAAUUAGCUCCUAGGUUAGUGCAGGGUCUAAAGUAGGCAUGGGCCGGUAAAAGAUUCUAAUGGUAUGAUUCACGGUAUUGUGAUUACUGCUCUAAAAUAUAUUCUCUUUAAAUGUCUGAGUAACAAACAAAAACUUUUUUUCCCCUUUGAAAACAAUAUAUAUAUUUUUUUGAAGGAUUUAUGAUAUUUUGGAGCAGUAAACAUGUCAGGCUAAAUAAUUCAAAUGAAUAAAAGACUUCUGCUGUCUUUAUUUGUUUCAAAAACACAGAUUUCCUUACAAUUAAAAACGACAUCUUUGGAUAUUUUUUUCUGCUGAAGAUACUGUUGUCCUAAAAAAAAAAAAUAAAUAAAUAAAUAAAUAAAUACAAAAUCUUACACAUACCUUAGGAACGGUAUUACAGAACAUUUUGGCGGUUUUAAAACCUUGACUUUUCCAAACUGCGGUAUACCUUAAAAAAGGUUAUCGUCCCAUGCCUAGUCUAAAGGCCCUGUUACACUUCAAACAAGGUUCUUCAUCGUUCUUUGUUUGAGGACAAAAAUAAGUUUGAAAAAGCUGAUAAGUGAGUGACGGUAUGGUGUUUUCGAACAUUCUAACAACCCUGCGUUGUAGUAAAUGGGGUUGGAAAUGAGUCACAUUGUCCAGCUUUUUGGGUACUGCAUGAGAAAUGCUAAUGCGGUGCGCCACAAACACCAAAUGGCACACCCGGUGUGUGUACUCUCAUAGAAAACAAUAUUUAGAACUUUAAAACAUGUGGCGCUUCUCGUACAGUGUUUGACCCUCUCCAAGUAUUUACAAUUACUCCGCGGUCGGAUACAUCUGUACCAGCUCUGCUACUCGACCAUUCUAGUUUAUAAAUGUAGCUAAGUUGAUGUUGUGUUGGAUGUUGUUCUCCUGUCUGAUCUUUGUGGAGAUGAGAAUACACCCACCAAUCGUGUAAUUGCCUCGGACUAAUGUUAGCUCAGAGGCAUUUAGGAGCCAAAACAAACUUUCCUUAAAAGUUGCUCUGCUAAGCUGUUUUGAAAUCAAAACUAAUUUAGUUUCAGCCUAAAAAUUCAGCCAAAAAUUACAUAAUUUCAGUGUGUUCAUUGUAGCGUUGGGCGAUGUCGACCAAUUUGGCAUCGUAAGAUUUCUAAUAUGAAACAUCGCGAUGGACGAUGGCAUUUUCGUUCUAAAAUGCCAUUUAAAAACUAAGACGUAUUAGUGUAGACGGGGCCUAAGUGUGUAUUUUUUCGCGAAUUUGAGACAAGGGCGGGGCGGAGGAUCGCAGCCAGCCCAGCAUUGUCAUGUCUAUCGGCCAUCGGCGAUGGAUGAUGGCAUCGUUUAUCGGCCCCUAGUUCAUUGAUUCAGUUUGAAACAUAUCGGGCCUUAAUUCAGCACAAUAGGAAUUAAGUAAAGUAAGUGUUUGCUGAUUGGACUGAUGCAUACCAGCCAAACGCCAAUUCUGACCGCAUUUUCCCAUUGCAUUUUUCUUAUUUGUCCCCCUUUUUCAGUCUUGAUGAUAUGUGGCACGGUGGCUAAGUGGUUAGCACUGUCGCCUCACAGCAAGAAGGUCACUGGUUCAAGUCCCAGCUGGGCCAGUUGGCAUUUCUGUGUGGAGUUUGCAUGUUCUCCCUGUGUUUGCGUGGGUUUCCUCCAGGUGCUCUGGUUUUCCACACAGUCCAAAGACAUGCGGUAUAAGUGAAUUGGAUUAACUAAAUUGGCUGUAGUGUAUGGGUGUUUCCUGGUACUGGGUUGCAGCUGGAAGAGCAUUUGCUGUGUAAAACAUAUGGCUAAAUAGUUGCCAAUUUAUUCCGCUGUUGUGACCCCUGAUAAAUAAGGGACUAAGCCGAAGAAAAAUUAACGACUGAAUGAUAUAUAGCACUACAAGCGAUUUAGUUCUAUUUUGUGCAGUUUCAUUCUUAUAACUUGUACAUUUGUGUUCUAUCUCUCUUCUCACAAAACACAUGACAACACACAAUGAAAACACAGCUUUUAUCACACUGUCCUCCAUCCUCUAGUGCUCCAUAUCAACUGGGUUACAUUACUUUAGAGUUGCAGAGGGCAGCUAGAGAAAAUAGUUUCGGGAGAACUGGGCAUGUUGUCUAGUUCUUAUAACUAUAGCUAUCUGGUGUGAAAGCCACUUAUUCGCUUAAUACAUGACACUCAGAGAGUGUUUGAUUCCUCCACGGCCCUCAAAAUGUCAUUUUAUAAUAGUCUUGUAGAUUUGUCUGCUAUUGUAUGUAUUUUUAUGUCAACAUUUGUGCCAUACUGUAUAUAUGAAAUUUUUUUAAUAUCCCUUUGAGAAAGGGUAAGACUAUUAUGAGGGGUGAAACAUCUCAAUUUUUUGUUAAUGUCCCUUUAAGCUACUGUUUGAGCCAGAAGUAUCAGCAAAGGUCCAAAUCAUUUGUGACAUUCACUUAUCCACAAGUGAGCAGUUUUUCCUUUUUUUAUUGUUUCUGAACGCUUAUGCCAAAUGUAUCUCUUUCUCAUUAUCUCAUUCACUGUGAUACUGUAUGUUGGCCAUCCAGAGGUUUAAAGAGACACUUCUAUAACAGUAAAUAAUCGACGUUUCGGAUCUUCUGUGUAAUAAUUGUAUAAACUCAACAGAAUUGUGUACAGUAUUGUCUGUAAAUUCAUGCCAACCUGCUCAUUGUGAUGCACUUGCUAAGCCUUAACUUUUUAAUAUAUAUUUAAUGCUGUGCCACUGGAUCAUCACUGCCAUCACACAUAGUAAAUCAGUUAC
This is a messenger RNA of Danio aesculapii, 7053 nucleotides long. It is a transcript of the gene arhgap29b, whose product is annotated as Rho GTPase activating protein 29b. The record is from RefSeq and is a predicted model, not a curated record. Gene Ontology annotation, molecular function: GTPase activator activity. Gene Ontology annotation, biological process: activation of GTPase activity; signal transduction. Lineage: Eukaryota; Metazoa; Chordata; Actinopteri; Cypriniformes; Danionidae. Gene Ontology annotation, cellular component: cytoplasm. The transcript is spliced from 23 exons. The coding region runs from base 199 to 4215 and encodes 1338 amino acids.